Pteronotus mesoamericanus is the source of this 1597-nucleotide messenger RNA. It is a transcript of the gene ARPIN, whose product is annotated as actin related protein 2/3 complex inhibitor. The coding region runs from base 210 to 860 and encodes 216 amino acids. The record is from RefSeq and is a predicted model, not a curated record. The transcript has 6 exons. Lineage: Eukaryota; Metazoa; Chordata; Mammalia; Chiroptera; Mormoopidae. Gene Ontology annotation, biological process: negative regulation of actin nucleation.
GACUGCUUCAUUUGCAAUUACAAACACUGAAGACCCGAGGGUUGAGGGGGGUGCUAGGGACCCAGAGGCACAGCCAGUUGUCACGGGAUGCCCCCACUCCUCCCAUUUCUGUGCUUCUGAAAAAGGAAGCCCGUGGAUUUUGCUCUCAUGGACAUUGGAAUCAGGCAGUGGGCCUAGCUCUGCUCAGAGGGGUCCCGUGCUCUUGGGCCAUGGGCUUCUUCACCUCUACUGGGGCUUUGACAAAGAGGAGUAGGAGAGUGCUUUACAACAGGGGAAGCGGCGUCCUGCUGGAGGGAGAAUUGGUCGAUGUAUCUCGGCACAGCAUCUUGGACGCCAACGGCAGGAAGGAGCGCUACUACGUGCUCUAUGUCCAGCCCAGUCUCAUCCAUCGCCGCAAGUUCGACCCCAAGGGAAAUGAAAUCGAGCCCAACUUCAGCGCCACCAGGAAGGUGAACACAGGCUUCCUCAUGUCGUCCUACAAGGUGGACACCAAGGGGGAGACGGACAGACUCACGCCCGAGGCCCUGAAGGAGCUGGUGAACAAGCCCGAGCUGCUUGCCCUGACAGAGAGCCUCACGCCCGCGCAGACUGUGGCCUUCUGGAUGCCGGAGUCGGAGAUGGAGGCGCUGGAGCUGGAGCUGGGGGCCGGGGUACGGCUGAAGACGCGAGGCGACGGCCCGUUCCUGGAUUCAUUAGCCAAACUUGAGGCUGGAACAGUGACCAAGUGUAAUUUCACCGGUGAUAGAAAGACAGGGGCAUCCUGGACUGACAACAUCAUGGCCCGAAAGUCUUCUGAGGGGGCCACGGCGGAGACCCGAGAGCAGGGGGACGGGGCAGAGGACGCGGAGUGGGACGACUGAUGUUCAUGGGAGAUGCUGUGUCCCCGGGGGCUCACCGGUGCUGUUGAGAACUUCGUCCAUCAACUUCCCGGCUAGAGUUCACGGAAGCAGCCCCCUCGGCCUUACCCGGUUGUUCCCUGCGGCGCUGUGGAGCUCGCUUUGCACCAGCCCUCCUGAGACCAAGGCCACGCCCACAGUGUUAGCAGUGGGGCUUGGGGCUGGGGCUCACGGAGGGUCCCUCCCUGAAUGUGAGUUUGGCCUCCCUGAUAGUUUCGUGAUGGCCCUGCUUUGUUGGCAGCCUCUGCCAAUGAUGGCAGCCUCGUUUCUGGAGGCAGGUGGUGAGGGAGGGCCCUAGGGCACUCAGAGGAACUGGGCGUGGUCUUGGUGCCGAACUGGGGACCGUCCCUCACCUACGUGCAGAGUGGCUCCUUCCUGUCCCUGUGUCUCCCGCUUUUGCUCCACACCUGCCCCCGCCCUGGUGCUGUGCGCUGUGGUCUUUGCUCUCCUGCCCAGUCCUCCUCGUCCCUGUGCCUUUUCUCUCCCUGAAGCUGCCUCUGGUUCUCUGCCACCUUGGGGGUUCCUGCCUGCUGACCUCUCUGGCUGCUUCCCUGGGGAUGCUGUGCUCAGAUGCGCUGGAUGGCCCCUAUCUCUCAGAUAUACUUGCACUCUGCCAGGUCCCAUUUUUGAUAACGCCUUGUUUUGUUGUUGUUUUGUACCUUGAGGCCUUUUUUAUACAUGCGUAAAUCUUCAUAAAAGGA